AUGAUUGAAAAGGAGAUUACAGAUACUCUUCCUUCUUCUUCUUCUUCUUCUUCUUCUUCUUCUUCAUCUUCUUCAUCAACAUCCUCUCCACCACCUCCUCUAAAAGUAACCGAUACUAGUACGAGUACCAAUGAACCAAAAUCAUCAUCACCAGCAACAAACAAUGAAGUUGCUGUUGUGACACCAUCAACAUCAUCUGAUGUAGACAUGAAAAAACAGUCUUCACCAGAUAAUAAUAAUAUUGUUAUUGUCAAUCAAAGUAAUAGUAGUAGUAAUAAUAAUAGUCCUGCCAUUGCACCAGUAUCAACUACGACAGCUACAACUACGACAACAACAAAUACACCACCACCAACAACCAAGAUUUCAAAAGAUAUAGAUUACAGUAAAUAUUUUAGAGAUAUUGAUAUGUCAAUCAGAGGUGAUGUGUCACCGAAAAAGGCAAUACAACAAAUCACUCAGCUCAUUACAACCAACUCUGUAACAUUGCUCAACAAUUUGGUACAAAAUGGUGGUAGUCCCUCUCAACAACUACCAACAAACAACUCUGAACUCAAUCAAUUCUUGAUGUAUAUUCCAAGAUACAUCUUGUCAGUACUUUGUGUUAAAAAUGUUACACCAGAUCUUUUAAAUACAAUUGGAGAUUUUUUAAAGGCCUCCAUUGAAUUGGCCAUUGAUACAAUUCAUUUUGAUAUUCCUGAUAUGUGGUCUUCGAUCAACCGUAUUCUAAGCCCAGGUCAUCAUUUUUAUAAAUUGGAUUUUGGUACAAAAGAAACAAAAGAACAUUCAACUUUAAAAAAACCACAAGAUGUACAAUCCAAUUUUUAUUAUACUAUAUUGUUAUUAUUGGCUGAAAGAAAUUUAUUUGAUCAUAUCUUAUCCCUAACAUCAACUAAACCACCAUUAUCAAAAUUAAGAGUUAUAUUAAAAACUUUGGUCACUAUUAGAGAAUAUAUAUUACCAAGUUUUUUAAAUGAAUAUGUACAAAAAGUAAAGGAUGUAGUAUUUGUAUACUUUUUAGAUAUAUUCUUUGAAGAUUUACCUGGCAAUGAUAAGGAAUCAUUCAAGGAUAUUUGUCACUCUAUACAACAAUUAUUGGCAAUCGUUAUGGCACAGAGUGAGAUUUCAUCCAUCUUUCAAGAGUUUGAUCUCAACCGUGCUUUAAAGUGUUUCCAAAGUUCAAAUCUUGAAAGAAAGUUGCGAGGACUUCGUUUCAUUAAAAAGUCUGCAAAAUGGGUCAACAAGGAUCAAGGUGGCAAAGGAUUUGGUCUUUCAAACUUUCUCAAAAAACAAAAAUCAAAUUCCUCAAAAAAUAACAAAGAAGAUGCUAUGAAUUCUAGUACUGGAAUGACCAAUAAUAAUAAUAAUAGUAAUAAUAAUAAUAAUGGUAAUGGACAACAACAACAGCAACAACAACAACAACCUCCAAUUGAUCAACAAUUACUUUUAAAUUGGGUUUUAAAGAAUGAAAUAGUUGAAAACUUUUGUAAAAUUAGUGAUCAACCAGAUAUUAUGACAAAUGGUAUUCAUAUUAUGAUCUUUCUUUGUCAUUCUGGUAAAUUGGAAAAUCAUCAUUUAGAAUUAUUAUGGAAUUCUUCAAUUGGAAAACAUGAAUCUGUAAAAAAUAUAAUUUACAUGUCAAUUUUAGAAUUGGUUGGCCAUUUAAAUAUUAAACAAUUGGAUUAUUUCUAUGAAUAUUUUAACAAGACUUUGAUCAAUAGUCUCAAAGCAUCAGAUUUUGACAAUGAACUUUUAAACUUUAUCUUUAACUUUUCGAGAAUCUCGAUUCAACAUCAAGAAAAUAUUCUCACCUUGAAGAAAUGUUAUGGUGUCGAUAUAUUUUGGAGAUUAAUUCAAGAUAAUGAUAGUCAAAUCGCUGAUCAAUAUACUCAAACUCUUUGUACAAAAUCAAAAUCUUAUUUAAUUUCAUUAUUAAAAUUACAAGAAUGUAUUGGUUUAAGAACACAAUAUAUUGAUCUUGCAAUUGAAAAUAUAAAGAAUAAUGUAUCAGUAGUACAAUCAUUAUCAUUGAUUGUAAAUAUAGUAGAAUUGUUUGUAGCAAAAAAACUGCGAUCGGUCAUCGAGUCGCUCGAACAAAAGAGUAAAAUCUUUGAUAUCUUUUUCAAGGAGAUGGCAGCCUAUAAAAAGACUGUCAGUGCCAAGGUUAAAGGUACUCUUCACGCCACCCCAGUCAAUCAGACCGUGUUUUGUGGUCUGUUUCCCCAUCUCUAUCAAAUCCAAGCUAGAUUUGAUUUUCUCGAAUUCCUCUUGUCACAAUCGUCGAUCAUGUUGAAUGUGCAACAAGUCGAUGUCAUGUGGGACGCAUUUGUCACUCAUCAUCUCACCGAAGAAGAGAGCGAGAUAUUCUUUUCGUGGCUCAAGAGCACGCGUAUCGCUGGACGUGAUCGCGUUGCAUUCCACGAGAAUGUAGUCAAAUACCUCUUUAUCGAAAAGAUGUCUUCACUCGACUGGACAUCUCUCACUCCCACUUCCUAUGCUGUAUUUGAAAGAUACUUUUUCUACAUCAAUGAUAAGAGUGGUAAACUUAAAAAGGCAACAUCUCUAUUUGGUGAUAGUAUCUUUUCAAUUAAUGGUAAUAAUAAUAAUGUAAAUAAUAAUAAUAAUAAUAAUACUCUACAAGUUCCACAACAACAGCAACAACAACCACCACAGCAACAACAACAAAAUGGACAAAAUGGACAAACUCAAAAUGGUCAACAAAAGAAUAAUAAUUCACCAUCGCCUUCUCCAUCUCCAAUGACUUCACCAAAUAUUCAAUCGGCGACUGCACCACCAUCACCUCAAUUAUCAGGUUUAUCGUCAAUUACACCAUCUGGCAUACCAAUUGCAACUGGAAGUGGAAACAAUGAUUAUGUACCAAGCGACUAUUACAUUGUUUCGCUUGAUUUGGUUGGAGUUGCUCAUUUAUGGUCGAUAGCACUUACCUCACUGAAUAGUGAGGUCAGCAUCAAUGCAAUCAAUACACUCAACAUUCUCUACCAGAAUGGAGAGAAUCCCAAAUCGAUCAAGUUCAAAGAGGAAUACUUUAGAAUUUGCAUGGACAAUAUCACAAAGAGUCUAGAAACUGUCAAGGCGACAUCUUCCCACGACCGACGUGUAUCAUUUAGUUGUCAAGGUAACAUUAACCGUAUUUGUCGUUCAUUACAUAUGGUCAAGUUAUUUAUCAAUGAUCAAACCAAUGGUGGUAACAACAAUAACAAGAACGAACAUGCAAUAUCGAUACUAGCACCACAAUUUACAAGAGAUCAAUCACAACCUAUUUCAUUUUUGGUGAAAUUGGAUCGUGGUGAUGCAUAUAUUAUUUCGGAUAUUUCUGGUACUGAUACAAUGAGAAUGUUGAAGCGCAAGGUAGCCAAUAUCUAUGGACAACCCAAACCACCCGUUCGAUCGCUCAAGGUAUAUCUCGGUGACAAGGAGAUGAAAGAUGACGACAAGUGUCUUGACGAAUACAAAAUAUUUGAUUCAACUGGCCAACAACAAUACCCCAUCCUGGUCAAACGAACCAUUCAACCACAGCCACAACCACAACCACAAAAACCAGAAUCUAAAAAGAAAAAGGACGACAAGAACAAAAAAGAUGAUCCCUCUAAAAAGCAAGAAGACAAUGAUGUGAAUCAACAACUACUCGACGACGAUGAUGAUAUCGAUGUUUUGGAUGAUACACCAGUAGUUUCGAUGGUUUUGGAAUCACUUCAACACCAACUUGGUGGUUUUGGUUUGAUUGGUGAUGUGUUGCUUCGAAAGGUACAAGAACCAAAGUCUAGAAUAACCAAUGGAAAGACAAAGAUUGAUCAAUCACCUUCAUCGAUCCUCAUCUCAAAGCCAUCAAACUUUGAACAAAUAUUUAAUCUCUUGGACUUUGACAAUGAGAUUGCCGAGUAUGCUUGGAAUGUUCUCAGCGAUCUUCCAAUCAAUCCAAAGAUUCUAUCAGACAUUAAAUGUCUAAAAGAGGAAGUGUCCUCUCUUAUCCCAACCAAUGCUGGUAUCUACAAAACCAUCUACUAUCUUCGUGUACUCGAUAGUGUUUUUGGUGACAGUAACCCUACCACCACAUCUCUUGGUAGUGAUAUUCGAUCCGAUCCAAAUGGCCCACUUUCUCAAGAAGAUUUCAAAAAUAGAUUCAUCAAAAGCCGUGGAAUCAACUAUCUCACUCAAAUAGUUAUUGAUACUCCAAUUCAUUCUCAAAAGGGUAAUCUAAAGUUAUUUUAUCUUUUAUUAAAAAAUAUUUUUACUAUUGCUCUUAUAAAUACAAAUGAAAAAAGUAAUUAUGGUAUGAGUAAAUAUACAUUUAGAGGAGAGACUUCAUAUAUUUUGGAGGCACCUCAAUUUAUCACAAAGGUACAUCAAUUGGUAUCAUCAGUUUCAAAGUAUCAAUCAUUGAAUGAAAGUCUAGAUUUCAAUAUGGUUUGUCAGUAUGGUAUGGAGAUAUUGGCAGUCAGUGUAAAGAGUGCACCAAAGAAUCUAGAGAUGAAUCUAAACAACAAUAGUACCGAUUGGAAUGAGUGGAUCAAAGCUCUAUUGUUAGAGUGUGUUGACCCUCUUGUUCAAACAAAGGCAUCCAAUUUAAUAUUGAAUCUUACCAUUAGUAAUGAAUCAUCAUCUUCUUCUUCCUCUUCAUUGACCUCCAACUCUAAUGGAAAUAGUUUGACCUCUUCAACCACAUCUACCAACUCGCUGGGUGGUAAACAAGAUUCUAUCGAUAGAUCACUCUUCUUUUUGUCAAAGAUGUUGUCGUUCCUUCCUACCAUCAAUCAGUACUAUCAUACUGCCGAACAAUUCUUUUGUCUUUUAUCAGAGUUGCUAAAUAUUGGAUAUCCAACUUCUUCCCCAUCUCCUUCACCCAAACCAAAUCAUCACAAGAAUAAUGGUAUUGACAAUGCUGUAGUAACUGCCACUGACAGUGACUCUAGUACUACAGGUGAUGAUAAUGUAAGUGUUGAUUCACUCAAGAUUCCACAUACUCAUGGCGAUCGAAACGAGUCACUCAACUUUGUAAAGAGUCUGUUGUCCAAGUUGAUCACUGAAUUGAUCAAUAUGCCAAUCCGUGAGAUCAGCUCUACUCAACGCAAGGAUCAUAUCUUGGUGGGUAUCGUCAAUGUCAUUCGUAAUUUGGUGCGUAGACGUCCGUCACUCAAGAUUCUGUGCAAGGAAAAGAAUCUCAUCCAAAUCUUGUUUAAGAACUGUCUGUUCAAGACGCCCACUGCACAUGACCACGUACAAGGAAACGGUGUUGCCAUGCCGCCACUCUGCAAAACCAAAGAGUCGCGUCUUGCCUGCUUUAGACUGCUUCGUGAUCUCUCCAAGAAUGAUCCCAACAACUUCUUCCUCGUCGAGAGACUAAUCACAGAGGAGAUUGACCGUGUCGAUCCAAAUGGAGAUUGGAACUACAGUCCGGUUGACAAGGAAAAGACAAUGUACAACUAUGUCGGUCUCAAGAACCAAGGUGCCACCUGUUACAUGAACUCUUUGAUCCAACAACUCUACCACUCCACCGGUCUCAAACAAAGCUUGUUAAGCUUGAGUGUUCCAAAACCAAACUUUAACUCAUCACCAAAACAACAACUCGAGAACAAGACGGCUGAUGAAAAGAUGGGAGAGAUAUCGAUUACUUCACCACCAACAUCACCAACUCCACCACCAGUCAAAGAUCAACAACAACUAUUAAAGGAACUAAAGGAUCAACAACAAAAGGAAAUUCAACAAUUACAACAAUACCACAUGUUGACACAGAUCCAAUUGUUGUUUAUGUACUUGCAAGAGAGUACAAAGCGAUACUAUGAUCCUAUUGGAUUCUGUAAAUCAAUUGUAAACUAUGAUGGAACACCAAUCAACCUGGGCAUUCAAAUGGACGCAUACGAAUUCUUCCAUCUCUUCCUUGACAAGUUGGAAUUUGCCCUCAAGGACACCACAUUGGCAGGAUCAAAGACACUUCUCAAGGAUGCCUUUGGAGGUGUAUUGACCAACCAGUUUAUUCCCAAAAACUGUAGUCAUCGUUCACAUUGUGAAGAACCAUUCUACUCGAUUUCACUUGAAGUUAAAAACAAAAAAUCCCUUUUGGAAUCAUUGGAACUUUUCAUUCAAGAAGAAAGUCUAAAGGAUUAUAAAUGUGAACAAUGUAAUGAUCGUGUUGAAAUCACUAAAAGAUGUUUAGUCGAUAAAUUACCAAAUUCGUUAAUCCUUCAUCUUAAAAGAUUUGAAUAUGAUUUGGAAAAUAUGAGAAAUAUUAAAUUGAAUGAUUUUUGUGAAUUCCCAUUACAAUUAAAUAUGGCACCAUAUACAAAGGAAGUAGUAGAGAUGAGAGAAAAUGGAUCAUCUGAAUACUUUACAAUGGAUCAAUCCGAUUAUGUCUAUGACCUAAGUGGUAUUGUUUUACAUGCAGGUACUGCAGACUCUGGACAUUAUAUUACAUUGGUCAAAGAUGUCUAUGGCAAUUGGUUCGAGUUGAAUGAUACCUAUGUUCAACCAUACGAUUUCAGAAGAAUGCAAAGCGAUUGUUUUGGUGGCUACGAUGAAGUCAAGGAAUUUGACAAGGCUCAACAAAAGUAUGUACAAGUUCGUCGUCCAAAGAUCUGUAAUGCCUACAUGCUCUUUUACAACAAAACAGCUUCCUCUGCUGCCAAUCAACCUGGUCACCAUCGUACACCAUCCUUGCCAUCAACCAUCUCAAAGGAUAUCCUUGACACUGUUUGGAAUGAAAAUAGAGCAUUCCUCUUGGAAAAGUAUCUCUAUGAUUUGGACUUUGGUACAUUUGUUUGGGAUAUUGUUAAUCUUUAUCAUAAUCCAACUUUUGAUCAAAUUGUUCCUUAUCCUUCCCCUUAUAAUACAAUUAAUGAAUAUGAUGCAAUAUUAUCAAGUUUAAAGUUGGCAACAAAAUACUUUAUAGAAAUAUAUUCACAUUCAAAGGAAAAAGGAUUGAUUGAAGUAUGGGCAUACCAUCUAAAGAGAUUGAUGAGAGAUAGUCAACAAGGAACUGAAUGGUUCUUGAGAUACAUUGUGGAGAACCGUUCAAUUCUCAAGAGUAUCUUGUUGGGUUGUUACUUUGAAAAGACCCGACAUGUAUUUGUAGAUAUUAUCUCGUUUGCUGUUACACUUCGCAAGAAUACAGAAGAGAACAAGGAUACUCGUAUCCCAUCAAUCAUUGCACUCUUUAACUCGCUCAUUGAAUUGUGUAAAUUGUUCAAGGACUACCCAAGAAGAACCAUCCAACAAUUGUUUGCACUCUUUUUCAAUGUUGUGCAAUCACCAAUGGACAAGGAAAGAGAAUAUCUCUUGCAACGUGGUAUCAUCAGCAAGCUGAUCGAAUCCUUUAUUGGAUCCUACCCCAUUCCAACCUUUGGUAGUUCAACUUCCAACAACAAUACUGCAUCAUCCAAUACUACUAGCAAUAGCAGUAGCAACAGCAAUACUACAUCAUCAUCUAAUAGUGGAGGAUCAAUCUUUUCAACCAAUCCACUAAUGGGAACAAUGUCCAACAAUAGUAGUGGAAUCGGUAACUUUUCAUCUGGAAGUAGCGGUGGUGUCAGUAUGAUGAUGGAGAAUAACAAGAUGGUCGAUUUCCUCAGCUUCCUCAUUCGAUGCUGUCAACCUUCUUUGACUGCCACCCUCAUCCCAUCGCAGCUCAACAGCUACCCAGCUGAAAAGGAUAGAACCAAACCAGUUAUCCAUAUUAUAGCCGAUCCAAAUGCUAUACCAACCACCUCACCAUUUAGAUUUGGAGGAGUACCAACAACAAACCAACACUGUCUAGUAUUGAGUGACUCUACAUUGGUAUCUAUCUUUUCAAAGGCGUUCUUGGUCAAGAUCAUCAAAGAAUAUGGAUGGAACGAACACACCAAGAUCAUGCUCAAACAUCUCUGUUGGAACAACAAACUAUUCACCAGCAACAUUUUCUCCAUCACCAAGGAAAUCAUAUUAAAGUCAUCGGCCAAUGUCUAUCCAUUUAUCGUUCCAAUCCUCACAUGUCUUUUGGAGAUGCAAGACGGGCUUGCAGAAUGGCGUAUCGAGUCUAUGAUGGAUUCCCUCAUCAAAUUGCCAGACAGCAUGACCUAUCACACCGAUGGCAGAGAUUUAUUCAUCCGUUAUCUCGCAUCCAUCACUGGAAACACUAACAAUUAUUUCGGUGUCCCAAGACCCAUUUCAACCGAAGAAUUCCUUGCUUGGAAAUCAAAAUGUAAAGAAAAAAUUACCAAAACUUUAAAAGAAUAUUAUUAUAGAUAA
Molecule: messenger RNA, 8235 nt
Organism: Cavenderia fasciculata
Lineage: Eukaryota; Evosea; Eumycetozoa; Acytosteliales; Cavenderiaceae
Exons: 9
Coding region: 1-8235 (2744 amino acids)
Biological process (GO): protein deubiquitination
Cellular component (GO): nucleus; cytosol
Molecular function (GO): cysteine-type deubiquitinase activity; cysteine-type endopeptidase activity; protein binding
Source: RefSeq, a predicted model, not a curated record